UUCCCCAAAAACGUUCACCAAUUUCCUGCUGAAUUUUGCGGCUUUGUUUUCGUGACAAAAACGUCUUCUGAAAUGACAGACGGCCCUAAAACCCCAAAACGAAAACGCCCAAUCGAAAGGGAGGUUCCAACACUUGACGUACUUCACACACCAAAGCGGUCAAGGGUUACAUUUGCCUCCAUCAGCCGCGUCGCGGAGUAUGCCAGGGAUUUUUUUACAUUUAAAUCCCGGAAAUUUGAGGAGACGUACAUCGUAAAGAAAGCUAACAAGUUACUUGUCAGCCCGCUGAGGAAUUUCCUGUCUCCUAAGCAGGUUCAGCCACCGGUGCAGGAACCUCAAAGAGAAGCUGGAGACCACUCUAAAUCACCAGACAUGUUUAGGAAGCAACAAUACGAAGAUGUCUUCACUAGUCAAUAUGUGCCACAUCAUCCUGCUGUAGCGCCGACCACAAAGGGUCGAGACCGACCCGAGGUCACGAGGCAGAGUCAGGCAUCGUCCUUUUUCGGUCGACCUUCUGGCCUUCAAGAUGUGACAUUGAGUCACACCAAGAAACCAAUCCCUACCAUGCAGUUCAAGCAGAGUUAUGCCGGGGCACUGGCCGGACCAGGACACGCUAAAAGGAGACAAGAGUUGUCUUCUUAUCGAAAGAAUAUGGUAUCUAAAUCGUAUCGGCCCGUCCAUGACAAGCUGUAUUAUGAAAAAAAAAUGAACCAGUACCAGAGAGGGAACACCUGCCUAAAUGUUAUCAAAUUGGACGACAAAGCGAAAUUUGCCGAGCUGAUUGCAAAAACGGGAGGAGGGCCAGGAUUUGCCCGACCUGUGGAUCAGAGUUAUUGCAGGGCAUUCGCAGAUUCCACAAACCGUUCGACACUCUUUGGAGACCGGACCAAGCCAAGACGCGUCUCACCAAAAAAUCGGCCGUGGAGUAAACCAGAUUUGAACACGCCACCUGAACGAAAGGAGCUGUUUUUUAAGAAACCCGGCCUUAAAGUUGAGGAUGUGGAUCGCUCUUGGAUGGAGCCGAGUUUCAGUAGGCCCACACCGGUUGCGCUGCGGUCGGCCCCGGUGCAAGAUGUCGAGGCCGUGGUUGAUCUGACGUCAGAUGAUGAGGAUGUCGAGAUCGUGGAGGUCAGGCCUGAGAUAGCGCAGAGUAUUGAAAUUCCGAAGCCAUUCAAGACACCAGGUAAACGCGAGGCGAGCCAAUCGCCGAAAAUAGCGACGUCAUCAUACAAAGAACGGGUGACAUCACCUUACAAGGAAUUGAUAGAAACCUGCAAGUAUACAUCAGAUGAGUGGAGGAAUCAAUAUGAGUACGAGUUCAAGGAAAAAACUGCGCUCAGAGAUCGUGAGGCGCAUGAGACAAAGCGGGAGGCAGAGAUUUGUGCUGAAAGGCGUGAGGAACUAUCUAAUACAAAACUGGAUGAGAUGAUCAAGAAGAAAUUGAGCCUUGGUGAGCGAGUCCCACCCGUGUUUCUCAAUGAGGAAGAGGAGGAGGAGGAGGCUCAGUUGGCGGUUCUGACCUCGGAAAUGGAGGAUGAGAUAGACAACGCGUUACGACCUUAUCCCGAGAAUGAGACGCUGUCCGAAGGUUUCCGUAUGACAAUCAAACGUCUCGACAUGGUGACGCUAGCGGGAUUGAACUGGUUAAACGACGAAAUAAUCAAUUUCUACCUCAGCCUCGUGGCGGAACGAGGCCAACUGGACAAUUAUCCCUCGGUUCACACAUUCAACACAUUCUUCUUCCCCAAGCUUAUGUCUCAAGGUCACAACGGCCUCAAGAGAUGGACGCGAAAAGUCGACGUGUUUUCAUUUGAUUUCAUCAUUGUGCCGGUGCAUUUGGGGAUGCAUUGGUGCUUGGCAAUUGUAGACUUUAGGAACAAACAGAUUCGAUAUUACGACUCAAUGGGGGGCAACAAUAACGCCGGGUUGGCAGCAAUAAGGAAAUAUUUAGAGGAUGAAAGUAUGGACAAGAGAAAGGUGGCGUAUCCCACAACAGAUUGGGAGUUGAUUAAUGUAAAGGGCAUCCCACAGCAGAUGAACGGCAGUGAUUGCGGAAUGUUCUUAUGUAAAUAUGCCGAAUAUAUCGUCAGAGAUGCCGACAUAACUUUUAGUCAGGAGGACAUGCCAUACUUUCGAAGGAGAAUGGUCUGGGAAAUCGUAAACAAGAAGUUAUUAUGAGAGACGGAGACACUUAGGACAUUCUGAGUCAUUUUUAUUUAGGAUACUAGGACAUUGAGGACACUAAGAUUUAGGACACAAACAUGUUCAGGACUCUUAAGACGAUCUGGAUACUAAGAUCUGAAGAAUCUCUUGAUGUGAAACUUUGAAUGUUUGCAGAUCUGAACGUUCGCAAGUCUGCUCAUUUCAUUUCACAUUGAAGUAAAUUCCACGUUUGCGGCAGAAAUUUAAUGGUCAAUGCAUAAGAGUUGGAAUUUUAGUGAGUUAAGUGUUUGUGUGGGCCUCCCAUACAACAGUUGCAGGUUCUGGAAACGUUGCUAAUGUUACCCGAAAUUGUGCCAGAGAUUUUCUUAAGAUUGGCUGUGCCUACUGCCACAAUUCUUGAACUCUUCUGUUCUAUUUCUGAUUUAUUGAGUUGAAAAGUAGACUGAUAAAUGAUAACGGGUAAAUGUCAGUCAAAUUGGUCACUUCCAUUCAGUUUGACCCCUUGUAAUCGGGAUGACUCUAUAUCAAGGAUGGCAUUCGGUAGUCCCAAGGUGUCCAUGAGAGUGAGGUUCUACUGUAUUUGGCUAAAGAAAUGGGGGUUUUAUAGCCACACUUUGAACUGAGAAUAUUGCAUUUUCCUGAGAGUGCCUCAGGGGGCUGGGAUCGAAUGUGGUCAAAUCUUCCGAACAAACAGCAGAAAUGCGCACCACAAAUUUCUGCUGUACACUGUACAAUCACAAAAGGUAGUAACUCGCAUUGAUUCGUGUAGAUAUCUUAAAAUAUUCAAAAUGUUGUGUAGGUAAAGGGUAUAGGCCCUUUGAAUCUGACAGACGGGGCAGUUUGUCAUGAACCUUUCAAGGCUCAUGAGGAGGUCGGUUCUUGUACCAGAAAAACAACUGAACGUGGUAAAACGACAACAGCAAAAUGUCUUGUGUUGUAAUAUCUAACAGCAGACGAUGGGAUGUAUCAUCGGCUGAAAUUUAUUGAAAGUUGUUUUCUUUAUGUAAUUCUUGUAUGAUAGACAACACCGAUUGGGCUUUUCACAGGUUUAUCAUCAAUAAUCAUGUAAAUCUAUUUUCUUUUUUAAGUUGAUUGGAAUUCUUUUUCAAAUAUGCCAGUUACUUCCUUUUGUGUUUGUGAGGUGUUGAUAUUUUUAUAUGCAUAUUAAGUGUUUUUUCUAUUGUUUUUCAAGAAAUAAACAACAUGAUGUUGA
This is a messenger RNA of Lineus longissimus, 3376 nucleotides long. RefSeq lists its product as uncharacterized. The record is from RefSeq and is a predicted model, not a curated record. Gene Ontology annotation, molecular function: deSUMOylase activity. Gene Ontology annotation, cellular component: nucleus. The transcript is spliced from 16 exons. Gene Ontology annotation, biological process: protein desumoylation; proteolysis. The coding region runs from base 73 to 2178 and encodes 701 amino acids. NCBI's taxonomy places the organism in Eukaryota, Metazoa, Nemertea, Pilidiophora, Heteronemertea, Lineidae.